Molecule: messenger RNA, 825 nt
Organism: Dictyostelium discoideum AX4
Lineage: Eukaryota; Evosea; Eumycetozoa; Dictyosteliales; Dictyosteliaceae
Gene: snrpb
Exons: 2
Coding region: 1-825 (274 amino acids)
Cellular component (GO): cytosol; nucleus
Molecular function (GO): RNA binding
Source: RefSeq, a predicted model, not a curated record
AUGAGUGGUAUGCCCAAAAGUAGUAAAAUGUUACAAUACAUUAAUUAUAGAAUGAGAGUAACAAUUCAAGAUGGUAGAGUUAUUGUUGGUAGAUUUUUAGCAUUUGAUAAACAUAUGAAUGUUGUUAUUUGUGACGCAGAGGAAUUUAGAAGAAUUAGACAAAAAGGUAAAGAGGAUAGAGAAGAAAAGAGAACAUUGGGUAUGAUUUUAAUUAGAGGUGAAACUGUGGUUUCAAUGUCAGUUGAGGCACCACCACCAGAGGAAGCCAAAUUAGCAGCAACCUCAAAGAUGCCACCACAAAUUCCAGGUGGUCCUGGUAUUGGUAGAGCCGUUGGUAGAGGUAUGCCAAUGGGUGGUAUGGGUAUGGGUGGUAGUGGACCAAUGUCAGGUUUGACUGGUCCAGUUAGAGGUGUUGGUGGUCCAGCUCCACAUUCAAUGAUGCCAGGUGGCGGUGUUCCACCACCAAUGGGAAGAGGUGGUUUCCCUCCACAAGGCUUCCCACCAGGUGGCCCAUCACCACAAGGUGCUUUCAAUAAUAAUCCAAAUAACAAUAAUGGCGGUCCACCACAAGGUUUCCCACCAGGUGGUCCAAUAGGUAGAGGUGGUUUCCCACCACAAGGUUUCCCACCAGGUGGUCCAAUGGGUGGCCCAAAUCUCAAUAAUGGUAAUAUGCCACCACAAGGUUUCCCACCAGGUGGUCCAAUGGGUAGAGGUGGUUUCCCUCCACAAGGUUUCCCACCAGGUGGCCCAAACUUCAACAAUAUGCCACCACAAGGUUUCCCACCAGGUGGACCAAUGGGUAGAGGUGGUUUCCAAAGAAAAUAA